CAUGAUAAACACACCGUGUCGAUGGUUUGAAUUUACAAAAAUAGAUUGUUAUUGUAAUUUUAAAGUAUCAUGAUACCGUUAUCUACGUUUAGUGUUUUGAUUUCCCAUUUCUACUAUUCCUUUAGUCUCGAAGAUUUGGCUAAUUUCUUUAGACAUUGAAUUAGUUGUUUAUAAGUUAUAACUAGGUAUUUAACUUGAUUUGUUCCAAUUUGAAUCUAAUUUUGUUUUUAUGGCCAUGGAACAAGAAUUGCAUGAAACAAAAUUACAACUGAAAAUAAAAAAUGAUUUUAUUCGUGAACUCCAAAAUGAUGUAGUGCAACUACAACACGUCGAAGAUGAAAAUAUUACACUAAAAUCAAAAAUUGCAUCAAAAGAAACAGACCUAAGGCAAUGGGCUAUAAAAGUAAUAAACCUAAAAUAUUUUUUAAUCAAAUUAAAUUAAUCCUAUAUGCAUUUUCCCGAAUUCUCCAAGUUAAGAAGUAUCCAUCAAAAGGACCUGCUUUAGACUAAAUAAAAAAAGAAAUAAUGCAUUAUAGGGUUAGGUUGUAUACCUAAAUUGGGAGUGACUGAUUUGCUGAACUCCUAAACUUGGGCCACGGACUACUUUGUACUCGUUAAAACCAGUUUGAUAUUUUGUUGAAUUAUGGUGGCAGUUUUUAGCAAAUCGGCAAGGUUGAAUUAUCGGUUUUGGGUUUUGAAAAAAAUCUACUGUCCGUGGCCAUAGUUCAGCAAAUUUGACCUACCCACCUAAAUUUACAAAUUUAAAAAUAAGACAAAUAUUUUAAUAUAAAUAUAUUUUAGUAUUCCAAUUUAGAGAUUAAAUUAUUAGAACAACAGAAAGAACAUAAAAUUCAAAUUGAAUCUUUGAAUGAACAAAUAUCUAUUUUAAAAGAAUCAACGAAUAAACCAAAAGAAGAUUUAUCAAUAAAUCUAAAUGACAGCUUUAUUACAGAAUUGAAAAUUAAACUAUAUAACAAAAAGGUAUUUUAAAUGAUAUGUAACAUACAAAAUCUUCAUGUAGAAUGAAUGUGAUGCUCAAAUUUUUAAUUUGAAAUUUGAUUUAGCAAAAAUACAAGGAGUUGCAAAAAAUUAUUGAAAAUCAAAAUAUGGUAAUUUUUGAUUUAGAAAAUAUUAAACAACUAACUAUUAAUGAGCUUGAUAGUUUUAAAAAACAAAAUGCUAUUAAAACACUUCAAUUGAAUGAAUGGAAGCAAAAAUUUGAAGUAAGUUUCAAUAUAAUAUAUUCUCAAUAUAAUUUUUAAGAAAAUAUAAUCUUUAAUGUCUUCAAUGAUUUUUAAAGACUUUGCAAGAAGAAUUUGAACUGCUCAAAUUACAAGUCACUAGUAUAAAUAAUCAAAAUGAACAUAAUAAGCGAGGAAAUUCCUUAUUUGCUGAAGUAGAUGACAAACGGCAAUCAUUGACAACAGAACUCGAAGUGAUAAAAGAACAAUAUGAAUCUCUAAAAAAAUGUUUAUCAAAAGCCAACUACGAUAAUAAUCAAAUGAAGGUUAUAUAAAAUAUGAAACAUUCAAUUGAUUGAUUAGUUUUAAUUUAAAUAUUUAUGUAUAUUUUUAGAUGGAAAUUAUGAAAUUACAAAAACAAUUAUUAGAAACUGAAAAAAAUGAUGAUUUGGAUAAAUCUACACUAAUACAAAGUUAUAAAAAUCGAAUAUUUGUAAGUGCAUAUUAAAAAAAAAUUGAAUUAUAAUGUUUUAAAAAUUUAAAAUAUUGUUUAUAGGACUUAGAAUUUAAAAUUAGAGAAUUAGAUAAACAACCAGAAACACAAUUAUUACAAAUAGAUAAUUUAAGCAAUGAUAGUAUGAAUGUUGUUCUCCAAAUUGUUUCUGAUGUCCAGUAAGUAAAUUAUGACUAUAUCAUAAGUUCUAUACGUUUCUUUUGCUCAAUUAUAUUUUUAUUUUAGAAGAGAAAAAAAAGCACUAGAAGAAGAAAUGAACAGAAGAUCGAUUAGAGAUAUGGAAGCGCGACAACAAUGUUUCAAAGGGGAAUGUGAAAUACGGCAGCUUAAAAAAGAAAUGAGAAGAGAUAAACUACUAAUAAAAGAUUUAGAACAACAAAUUAAUGAGUUGAAUUCUAAAAGUAAUUACAUUUUUAAUAGGUACAAUGUUGAAACAAUGUUUUUAUAUUUUAUUUGAUUUUGUUUGUUUACUGUAUUCAACAAAUUAUAGCCUGGAUGUUUUAAAUAGUGUUCAAAGUUAUAUAUAUAUAUCACCAAUAUUUUAGAGAAAAUAGUAAAAUAUUAAUACUACCUUAAUUUUUAUUUAUAACAUCAUUUUAAAAUAUAACACUUCAAAAUUAUUAGAGGUUGGACAUUGUAUUUUCAUAGAAUACAUUUUUAAAUAUUUUAAAUAUUAUUUUAAUUAACAAGUAUGCUCUAACAUCCAAUUUUGAACACAAUUUUAAUAAUUAACUAAAUUUUAUACAGUGUUUUUUUUUUAUCAUGAACCAACAAUUUUCUUAGAGAAUUUUAAAUAAAUUUGAUUAUUUGUUUUUAUAUUUUAUUUUUUUUUUUUUUUAACAUUGUGGACUGAAAAUUUUGAUAUGCAUAACACUAAUAUCAUAUUUACUGUUUAUGUUUAUAACUGUUUACAUUUUAGACUGGAAGAGUAGGCAAGUUAUCAAUUUAUCAUUUAGAAAUAAUUAUAUAAUUUAUUACCCUUCCCUACUACUCUGAUUUAAACUUCAAACUAUUAUAACUCAAAAUGAUAAAUCCAAGCCUGGAUUAAGACAUUUAGAGGCUUUAAAGCCAAACUUUUCAACAAGACUCUCAUUGAAAAACUAAUAGUAUACAUUUUUAAAAAUGUUUACUAAUCAAUAUGUUUUAACAAAAGAAAAAUAAUAAUUAGUUUAAACAUCAAAAAGGAAUGUUCCUAUUUGAAAAACUAAAGUAUAUACUUAUUUAAGGUGCAUAGAGUAGAGAUAAAAAAUUAAAAAUGGUUUUAAAAUAAAGCUUCAACGAUUCCACAAUGUUAAAAAAAAAAAAAUCAAAUUCAGUUAAAAUCCUAGAAGAAAAUUGUUAGUUCAUGAUAAAAAUAUAUUACCCUGUAUAUAAAAGCUCCGAUCUAAUAUGGUAUCUAUAAUGGUUUAUUAAUUUACCAUAGUAACCAAGUAUAAAAUCCUAAAACUUGUAUAUAAAUAUGUUUUAUACUGUUUAGUGUCUUCAGACAAGGAAAUGAAGAAUGAAAAUAAACAUGUUGCAAAAGGAGUACGUUUUAAUGGCAAUUGUAAGAUUGAUGAUGGCGGUUCUUUGAUAAAACAAAAUAAACAAAUUCCACCUACUGCUGUUUUGAACACAUUUGUUUGUCCAAAGUAUGAAGAAUUAUAAUGUAGCAAUCAUUUAAAAUUAAUUACUUGUAUUACCCAU
Messenger RNA from Cinara cedri, 3381 nucleotides. Lineage: Eukaryota; Metazoa; Arthropoda; Insecta; Hemiptera; Aphididae. The record is from the annotation of a GenBank genome assembly.